AUGAGGUGGGCAGACUACCCAUUGUUACCCACGGAAGAGUGGCUGCAGCAGGCUGCUGCUAUUGCUGCUGCUGCUGCUAAUGACGAAAACAAAGACCCAAAGGAUACCCUCAUACACCCCAAUACUCCAACAGGGCAAACAGUCCCCGGGGGCCCCCUUGAGGGCCCCCUCGGUGUCCCUGUUGGGAGGCCCCUUGAGGGGCCCUUGGAAGAAUCCACUGGGGGUCUCCUUGGAGGGUCCUUGGGGGAACCUCUUGGGGGGCCCCUGGGGGAGCCCCUUGAGGGGCUUUCCAAGGGCCCCCUAGGGGGCCCUCUUGAUGAGUCAUUGGGGGGCCCCUUAGGAGGGUGUACACCUUUAGAGACAUCCGUCAAUCUGUUUAAUUUGGGGGCCCCUUUAAAUGGGGUGUAUGGUGGGCCCCUUGAAGUAGGAGAGGGGGGGGGCCCCUUCUUGGACUCCUCUAUAGGAGACGCCUUGAUGGGGCCCCUAGAAGGAGACGGUAUUUUAGAGUCUUCUUUUGUCCCCUUUGCUGCCCCCGAAGAAGAUUGGAUAGAGGCACCACUAGGGGGGCCCCUAAUUACUCCCUUGGGGGCCCCCCUAGAGACAACCCUGGGGGAGCCUUUGGAGAUGACGUUGGAGGCACCCACAGAGACAAGCCUGGGGGCCCCAACAGAGACGACUUUGGUGUCCACCACAGAGACGACCGUAGGGGCCCCGCUUAAAACGACCGCGGGGGCCCCCUUAGAGACUUUCCUAGGGCCCCCCUCAGAGACGACCUUGGAGGCCCCCACAGAGACGACUAUGGGGGGAGCCUUAGACAGAACCCUGGGGGCCCCAUUAGAGACGACUGUAGGGGUCCCAAUAGAGACGGCCCUGGGGGCCCCCAUAGAGACGAUUCAGGGGUUCCCUAUAGAGACAACCGUUGUGGGCCCCCUAGACUCGGUCCUGGGGCCCUCCCUAGACCCGACCCUGGGGCCCCCCCUAGAAUUGACCCUGGGAGUCCCCCCCAUGGGGUUCCCUCUAGGAGACAGUUUCUUAGACACAACCUCUGGGGGCCCCUCUGGGGUCCCUCUGAUGCCCUUGGCAUGCAGCGAUAUGGGGCUGUCUGUUGAAGACUCCAUUGGGCCCCUGGGGUCUGUCUGUGGGGGCCCCCAGGGGCCCUUGCUACCCCCGUUAGGAGCCCCUGUGGGGCCCCAUAUACAGGAGACAGCUGCGACGUUUGUCCCCUCAUACACAGGGGUCGCCCCUAAAGAUGCUCUAGGGGCCCCCCAAGAGAGGGAUGAGGUUGCUGCAGGAGCAGCAGCUGCCAAGGAGACAACUGCUGCUGUAGGGUCUCCUAGGGGCCCUUAUGUAAAGCGGGCCCCCCUACGGAAGACUUAUGAGGAGGCCCCCAAGGGUCCCACCAAACAGCAGCAGCUGCAGCAGCUGCAGCAGCUGCAGCAGCAGCAGCGCCCUAAGGGGACCCUCCCCUCUGCGGCAGCAGUGGAGGCCCCCUUAAAGGAAGCAAAGAUUCAAAAGGAGACACUUAGGGCAGGAGACACAAUAAAGGAGACAAUUCAUGAGGAGACAAUUCAUCCUGCAUGCAGAUAUAUAGAACCUCUCCCCUUAUCUUUCCUACAAAGACUAGGUCUUGCUGCUGAGGAGACAGCUGCUUAUAAUGCAGCAAUAAAAGGGGAGGCCCUUGGGUACCCUAGGGGCCCCCCUACCCUUGACAUCAUACGCUUCCCUCCCCAACAUGCACCCUAUUGGACUGCAGCAGAAGUUGCUGCUGCAGCAUCAGGAGCAGCAGCACAAGCAGCAGCAGCUAGGGGGGGUACUCCAGCAACAGGGUUCUCCCCUGAUAUGGGGGCCCCCAGGGGGCCCCCACAAGGACAAAUCUUCACUGUUUUAGUUCAACAGCUGCUGCUUGCAUGCGACAACUUUUUUGCGUAUGUUCUAAAUACCAAGGGGCCCCCCCGCCAGGGGCCCCCCAGCCAGGGUGCCCCCAGUAAGGGGACAGCAGCAGCAGCAGCAACAGUAGCAGCAGGUGGAGAACGAGACGAUAGUGGGGCCCCGCGCCCGUCCGAAGGGUCUCCAAUGGAAGGAGACCCUUGGUGGUCUCUCCUUUUGGGGGGCCCCCAAGAAGGAGACAGUUGUGGGGUCUCCGUGCUGCUUGCUGCAGUAGCAAGGGAGUUAAGGGCCCAACAUGUGUUGCAUGCAAAUACCCUGUGCAUGCAGCGUGUCUCUUCCUUGCUGCCUCUGCAGCACAGAGAAGCAGCAGCAACACGAUGGAGGCGCAUGCACUCAUUGCUGCUGUAUAUACAGCAGCAAUGGGGCUUCUGGUGUCUCUGUGCUGCAGCAGAUAACUUAAGGAGGAACCUCAAUAAACUUGCCUUGUCCUUAGGGGGGCCCCACAUCUACAACACUACAGGGGCCCCCUCCUCUGUCCCCUCCACCAGUCCCUUAGACUGGGACACCUUCCUGCACCCUCCUCCCCAGCAGCAGCAGCAGGCGGAGUCGCAGCUGCAGGAAAAGCAGCAAGAGGGGUGCCGGGGUACCCCGCUUGCUGCCGGGGCCCCCAGCAGCAGCUCUAGAGGCCUCCCUAACGGCAUAAGAGGGGACGGUGAUGGGGGUCCCCCUCCCCAGCUUUUAGAAGGUAUGGGGGCCCCCAGUGAAGCAGCUCAGGAGGGGCCCCCUUCCUUAUAUGCCUCCUCGUCUACCGUUACUGCAGCAGCAGCAGCAGCUGAAGAUCCUCCUUGGUUGUUGUGGCCAUUUUCUGACUUACUUAGAGGGGAGCCUGCUGCUGCAGAUAAGGAUGGAAGCCCCACCCUGAAUUGGGGAGCCCCACUGAGUUGGGGGGCCCCACUGAGUUGGGGGGCCCCUUUAGGCAGCAGCAGACCCACUAUCGCUUUGCUGCAGCAGCGACUUGAGUUAGGGGUAAGCUUUUUCUUUAUAGAGAUGCUUGGGGCCCUCCUUAGGCAGCAGACCCUUAAGCAUUAUAGGGCCUACUGCAGCAAGGGACUAAGCAGCAUUGAUUGCUUCCUUCAUUUCGAAGAGCAGCAGCAACACCAGCAGCAGCAGCAGCAGCAAAUGCAACAGCAGCAGCAGCAGCAGCAACAGUUGGAGGAUAAUAUUGUUGCUCGUUGCCGUCUUAUAGCAAGGGAGACACUAAAGGGUCUCUUUAGUCCUCGUCUACUAGAGAUAGACAGAAUUGUCUCCUUACUGCAGCACAAAGCAAAAGGAGACACUUACAGACUGCAGCAGCAGCAGCAGCAGCAGCAUGGAUGGGGGCCCCCUCAGUGGGGGGCCCUCUUUCAUGCCAAGGAGGCCCUCAUUAUCUGCAGCAACCCUACAGCAGCAUGGUGUCUCCUUCGUUUCUUAGAGGCAAGGGGAAUGGGGGAAGCUGUCUCCAAUGCUGGCUGCUGGGAGUUCCCUGCUGCUGCUGCUCCUGGUGCUGCUGCUGCGGAGGAGGGACUCAAGGCAAUGCCAGGGGAGGGCAGCAACCGUAUCCAAAAGGGCCCAUUCGCAGAAGGAGACAUGGAGCAAGCAUUCGUCUGCACCAGCAGCAGCGACGUCUCCACAGGAGGAGACGGACCCUGCAGCAGCAACAGCAGCAACAGCAGCAACAGCAGCAACAGCAGCACCAGCCAAGCUGGUUUUAGGCUUACAGUUGCUGCCAGUACCAAUGCGGCGCUGCAGGGGCUCCGAUCCCAAGGGUACGGGAUUGUGGUGAUGGCGGAGACACCCGAGAGGGAGAACCAGCUGCUGCAGGCUGCUGCCUGUUGCAGCAGCAGCAGCAGCAACAGCAGCAGCAGCAGCAGCAGCAAGGAGAAGACAAGAGAAUUAUUAGAUAUUCCUCCCCCUUUGCUGCUGCUGCUUGCUGCUGACGUUGUGCCUCAUAUUGCUUCUUCGCGUGUAUCUGCAGGGUGCAAUCUCCGCCGCCUUCUAGGGGCCCCCUGGGGGCCCCACAUGGGGCUCCUUGUGGGUCCCCCUAUGCGGGCCCCUUGGGGGCCCCCUCCAGGGAAGCGUUUUGAGUUGUUCCCGUUGCUGCAGCGGAUCCGUCAGCUGCGUGGUAGUACUGCAGCAGGUGGUGUAUCUGCUGCUGCAGUGCAGCAGCAGGAGUUGCUGCUGCGGCUGCGUCGUCCCUCUAUUAUAAAUAAAAAAGGAGACAGUCUCUCUUAUGGGUAUGAGGUAAAGGAGACAGGGGCCUUUGUCCCUUCCCCAUUAGCAUGGGGACUGCUGCAGCAAAUAAUAAAAAGAAGCAGCAAUGAACCUUUAUGUGCUGCAUAUAUUAAGGAUAGGCAACAUAAAAAGGAGACACUUUCCCAUAAGGGGGCCCCUCAUACCACCGGAUAUCUUGAGGGGGCCCCCAACCUGAAGGGUGCCCUCCAGGGGGCCCCCAAGGUUAUAGAAGGGCCCCUACAGGUGAAGGAAGGGGGCCCCAAUGGGGAGGGCUUCCUUUUGCUAGAGGUGCCGCCGCUGCAGGGGUGUCGAGACACCCCAGCAGCAGCGCAGCAAAUAUUUGUUGCAGCAGCAGCAGUAGCAAGAAAAGAGACACAUUUAGCUAAGCAGCAAUUAGCAUUAGCAGCAAUAAAGAGAUUGCAUACUCUUGGUGUCCUUAAUGAUAAUCUGCUGCUGCAGCAAGUACCCUCCUUGCAGCCACCAAGGGGCCCCAGGGGGCCCCUCCAUCAUGAAGGGGACAGCUGCUGUGCUGCAGAAAGGAGACAGAUAAGGAGGCAGGUACCCAACUGUCUCCGUAUACCAGCAGAACUGCAGCAAAUGCUGUUACAGCCCCACAAGGAGGACAAUUCAUUUAAGCUGUACAUACACCGCGUGUGGUGUACACCCGUCACCUGGCAGCAGAUGCAGCAGGAGCAGGAAGAGGAGGAGCAGCAGGUGCAGCAGGUGCAGCAGCAGCAGCAGCAGCAGCACGAGGAAGCAGAAGGGCAGCAACAAGAAGAUGUGUCUCUCCCUGAGAGUCCCCUCUAUGAUAGCGGAGGACUACUUGGCUAUUGGGCACCAUUUAGCAGCAAAAGGAGAAGGCUAGCAGCAGCAGCAGCAGCAGCAGAAGCAGCAGCAGGAGACGCAGCAGCAGAAGCAGCAACAGAGGCAGCAGCAGCAGCAGAAGCAGCAGCAGCAAAAUCCCUUGCUGUUGAACUUCUAUCGAAGUUGUUCCCUAAGAAAUCUGUCUCCUCUGUGCUGCAGACAUUUACUUAUGAUAUUCUUCUUCGUGCUGCAAGUGUCUCCAAUUUUAAUCCACAAAAGGAGACACCUAAUGGGCAAAGUGUCUCCUUUUGGCAAUCCUUACUAAAGGAGAUAGGUGUACCCUCCUUAAACAAUAACAAAGAAGGGACAGGGGCCCCCGGGGCCCCCAAAGGCCCCCCUGUACCCUCAAAUACAGACACACCAACGGCUGCUGCUGCUCCCGAACAACAGCAGCAAGGAGACACGCAGCAGCAGGAGCAGCAGGAGCAGCAAGAGCAGCAGGUGCAACUAGAGCAGCAACAGCAGCAGCAGCAGGAGCAGCGGAAGCAGCAUGAACAUCCUGAUGAUCAGCAGCAUCAGCAUCACCAUCAACAGCAGCAACAGCAGAAACAGCAGCAGCAACAGCAGCAACAGCAGCAGAAAAAGGAAGGAGACAAUAAUAUAGAUUCCUUACCUUUAUUAAUAUUAGCACCAUUAGGUUAUGAUGCUGCUGGUGUUGUUGUUGUUGCUGUCUCUGCUGUUGUUGUUAUUGUUAUUGGUGCUGCUGAUGAUGAUGAGGGAGAGAGGGAGAGGGAGGAGGAGAAGGAGACAGAGACAGAGACAGCUGCAGCAGCAGCAAGACGUAGCAGCAACAGAAAAGGAGACAGUUGCUGCUGCAGCAAAUAG
Messenger RNA from Eimeria maxima, 5847 nucleotides. RefSeq lists its product as hypothetical. The record is from RefSeq and is a predicted model, not a curated record. Lineage: Eukaryota; Apicomplexa; Conoidasida; Eucoccidiorida; Eimeriidae. The coding region runs from base 1 to 5847 and encodes 1948 amino acids. Gene Ontology annotation, cellular component: trans-Golgi network; trans-Golgi network transport vesicle; endosome. The transcript is spliced from 6 exons.